AUGAGUGCAGCCAUUUCUCUUGCUCCUUCACCUUCACCGCGGACCUUCGCCCCGUCUCCGCAGCCACAGAACCCCAUUUCCCUACGGCUAUACAAGGUUCUAGGCGCUAGCUUCGAGGAUGAGAACACCAAAGAGGCGCUACGCACUCUUGCCGACUUCUACACAUCCAAACCCGUUGGCCAUACGAAGGGUAAGCAGGUGAACCGCGAUGCACACGACCCGGAACAAGACGAAACGGAAGAUAUCGACCCUAACAAGGCUUUAAUUAAGCCUGCGAUUAACGGGCCAGUCUCUGCCGAGGCAUGUCCUGGGGAGAUUGCCGCAAGGGCGCGCAAACAGCUCCGCCGGGAUGUAGAGAGCAAGCUAGCAGAAUCUAGUCGCAAAUUCUUGAAGGCCUUCGGUGAGGUAGACAAGCAAUUGGAUACCUUGCAAAAUUUACUUGGUUCUAUGCGCAUACGAUGUGACGAGGCACAAAUGCAAUUGGAGGAGACCAGUGGAGCGUGCAAAUCCCUUCUCGACCGGGCGGGCAGCCUACGCGAAGAAAGACAGACAAUAGCUGCCCGACAAUCCAUCAUCUCUUCAUUCCUCGGAAGGUUUACCCUUGACGAGGAGGAAAAAGAGGCCCUUAGUCUGAGGGAUGUUCCUGUGGGUCAGCGGUUCUUCUCAGCUAUGGACAAGGCAGAGCAUAUACGGAACGACUGCCGUGUCCUAAUGAUCAGCGAAGACGGUCCAACUAAAGCAGGCGUGGAUAUCCUGUCAACUAUAUCAGGAUAUCUCGAGCAGGCAUAUCAAAAGAUAUUUCGCUGGUGCGGCUUUGAGUUCCGGCAGAUGGGGCGAGAUACACAGCUCGAGGUGAAUCCGUCAAUGUGCGAGGCCGUACGAAGACUGCGCCAGCGUCCUGAGCUCUUGACGGAGGCUCUGACUUUUCUAUCCCAAACUCGACAAACGGCGCUCCUAUCUGCUUUCACAAACGCGCUCACGCGGGGUGGACCAGGCGGCUUACCACGCCCGAUUGAACUACACGCUCAUGAUCCCCUCAGGUAUGUGGGCGAUAUGCUUGCUUGGGUGCAUCAGGCGAUUGCGGCGGAGCGCGAGUUUUUGGAAAGCUUGUUCGGAGUACGAGGUGAUGGCCGGAUGGUUGGUAGUGUGAGAAGGUUUAGGGACAGUGUAGAAGAGGAGUGGAUGAGCGAAUUGAUGGAUGCAGCGGUUGGGAAACUGUGCUCGCCGCUGAAGAUACGAGUGCAACAAACGGUCAAGUCGCAAGAGAGCGGCAUUACUUCGUACAAAAUCGCGAACCUACUACAAUUUUAUCUGCUGACCAUGCAACGGACGAUUGGCGAGGAUGCAGUUCUUUCGCGGACAUUGAAGGAGAUGACGGACACAGGUUAUCAAAUUUUCUUUGAUGCUAUCGAGGCACAAAGCCGUUCUCUACUCCGUGCAGCGCCAGAUGUAGACGAUAUGAGCGUAUCCCCUCCGCUGCUAAUUUUAGAUCACACCCAAGUCCUGCGUGAAAUCAUGGUUGUAUACGAAUCAUCUCUGCUCGGCGACGAGACGCAAGAGCAAAUUCUCUCCGGAUUCCGAGAUAUCCUUGAUAGAAUGAUGGACCCUGUCAUAGAGAUGUGCUUGACGGGAUCCGAGCAAAAGAAAGGGAUGCGCCCAGAGUGGGAUAGGGCGGUAUUUGUAUUGAACACGUUAGGUUACUUGCAGAGCGUCAUGGAGCCGUUCGCAUUUACGGUGGAAAAGCAAGAUGUCAUUCAGGGCCUAGUCGAGGCGAAAGUAUUGCAGUUGACGGAAGAACAUUACAACAUAGUUCUGCGAGAAGCAGGAUUGGACGAGGCCAUCACGGUAAUCGAAGCUCAUCAGGCAAGCGAACCGCUUUCGCGUGUCCCGGCUACACAACCUACACGCUUGCAGGGAGCCUUGCGCAAAUUUUCGCUAUGGCUGUCGGGGCUGGAGGUGGUGGACUCACCCCGUUUGUCUCGACUGAUGGUACAGGGCAUAGCAGUCCGGAUUCACCAGGCUGCGCUAGAACGGGUGGCAAGUGCGUACCAGCGGCUGUGCGAGGAGGUGCGACGGCCAGAGAACAGAUACGAGGCGGCGGCGACGCUAUUGGGCAGCGAACGGCCAUUUGGGCAGGUUCACCUGCUCUGGCAGAUAUUCGGGUUGCAGCCUGAUCAGGACUGA
Molecule: messenger RNA, 2184 nt
Organism: Fibroporia radiculosa
Lineage: Eukaryota; Fungi; Basidiomycota; Agaricomycetes; Polyporales; Fibroporiaceae
Exons: 10
Coding region: 1-2184 (727 amino acids)
Biological process (GO): intra-Golgi vesicle-mediated transport
Cellular component (GO): COG complex
Source: RefSeq, a predicted model, not a curated record